AUGGGAGCUGUCCCAAGCAGGGAGUCACUUUUGCGUGGUCUUAUCCGUGUUGCUCCCAAUAGAGAGUCGACCGACCACACCGCUGCAACGUCAAGAAGAAGUGCUUGGGGGGGCGCGCAGGAGAUGGUCUUAGUACCGCUUAUACCGGAUUACUUUCCAUCUGCAGAAGAGCCUUCUUUCCUGCUUCUUUUUAAUGUAUACAAGGAGGCUUCACUGUGUUGCGAUUGUGUGCAUGAAGUGGAUUACUUAAUGAACAUGAAGCAUGUAGGUACAGAGAGGGAACUUUACGAGCAUUGCAUGCAUAUUAGCAAACAACGUCUUUUUGAGACGGACAGUGAGUUAAUGGCUGUGCAUCGUGCAGGGAGAGUGUUUAGUGCCGUGCCAUGUGCUGUAGCAUUUGUUCAGGAAUGUGGCUCAUUAAUAUCAUCAUCAUCAUCAUCAUCACCCGCACCAUGCAGGCGCUCUCCUUUGGGUCAAACGAUACCUACGGUUCAGUUACAGGGUUUAAAUUUGUACAUUGUUGGGUUUAUUGGGGAUACAAACUUCUGUCCACCCUCCAUUCCACAGAAUAAGGCAAAGGAUAAUCCAUUCAAGAUGGUAUUAUUACUCUCAAAGAGUGUGGGUGGAAAUCAGCGGAUGUUGGUAACAAGCCUUGCGGCGUACACGCUUAUCACACAAUUGCGGCGGAUUGGUAUUGUAGACGAUCCCAUGAUGUUUGCAUAUCUUCCUGGUGCCUACAACAGGAUGGGGGAACAACAGCAGUUGGGGUUAAAUAGCCUUCAGCUCAAAGAGGGAACUGCACCUGAGGAUCAAGAAGUGGAUAAGAAAUGGUGUUGGGAAUCGAUGAAUAUUAGUGGGCAUGUCAUAUUCCGACCUCUGGAAUUUACUGUGGCGUUAUCUGACAUCCCGUGGCUGUGUUACGUCCGUGAGUUUCGUGCACGACUUUCUGAGAGUACUUUGGAUGUUCCACCCACAAGCGGAAAUGAAAAGGAGUUGCUGUUGAGUGCAGACACGCUGACAAAACAUUCUUUAAAAACUUUUGUGGAAAGCGAUUCCCUGUGCGGGACGAUGGAUGCAGGUCCGUUCAAGAAGUGCGUCGAGUGGGCCUGUUGGCAUCAUGAGACACGGUUUCAGAGUCUUGUUGGGGCCCAGGCAACGGAAUUUCGUGCGGCAUUGGCCAAGGAAAACUUAAAAUGCGUCUUGGAGGGGAACGUCUUUGUUGACUCUGGCGAGCCCACUGGUGCCCAAAGGGGUGAUGUGUGGAUUGUCGGGUCCGACAGUUACACACGCGACAGGAUCCAUGCUGCCUACACUCCCGUCACACGCGGAUCCGUCAUGUCUCACGACGGUAGUCAAUGGUGCCUGCAACCGGAUCGGUUUGCGGAGGAAAUUUUAUUGUCUGUUUUUUGCGAUGAGUGCAAACGAGCGCGAACUGCCGAUCCCGACGACCCCCAUUGGAUGCGUGGCACAGACGGCUCGCUGCUCUGCAGUGAGACGGGUCUCUAUUGUUGGAAGUUUGUGAGGCAUGGACUGACGCUAGUGUACAGCACGGUGCCGGGGUUUGCCAAGCAGCGAUCGCGGAAAAAGAUGCAUGCGACUUUGACUCACGGGAAUGGCGGUAUUGUUUCCGAUAAGCCCGUAGACUCUGUGGGGGCAAAGAAGAAGGAGUGUGGGAGAUCACCGUCCCUGAACCACAGCGGGCCGUUCUUGGCUGUGGGCCGCUCAUCUGUCGUGGGAUUGUCGAGGAAUAGCCUCAGCUUUGAAAAUGCCUUUGUUGGAAGCCACUGUGAGUCCCCAUCGCAGUGGGGGGCCGCCAGCUACGGAGAAGGUGGAGACGUCUCUUGCGCACAUCUCUCAUCGGAACAGGACUUAAAAAACCCCAUACGUUCUUUUAAUUCAUGCGAAUUGAGAAACGCCGUGCUCUCCCCGCCUGGACCUGUAUCUCACCCGGUCGACGUCCGGGUCCCAACCAUUUUUUCCUCACAAUCAACGCAACUGUCUGUGACAGCGCCUUCCAUUGCAUCACGGCAGCAAAAAUCGUGUUUGGGGUCUUUCAGCCAAGCUGCCUCGUUCCAAGCGGAUGCCCCGAAGAUUAUCAAGCAAACUGAACACUGCUUGGAAGCGCACGGCAAGGGGACAGACGGUAGCACUUCUGGGGGCGGUCUGCGCGCGUACGACAGGGAGGGAAAGUACCGCUGGGAGUGGGGACGGCGCUUUAAGUGA
Molecule: messenger RNA, 2223 nt
Organism: Trypanosoma cruzi
Lineage: Eukaryota; Euglenozoa; Kinetoplastea; Trypanosomatida; Trypanosomatidae
Exons: 1
Coding region: 1-2223 (740 amino acids)
Source: RefSeq, a predicted model, not a curated record